Messenger RNA from Brassicogethes aeneus, 2879 nucleotides. The record is from the annotation of a GenBank genome assembly. Lineage: Eukaryota; Metazoa; Arthropoda; Insecta; Coleoptera; Nitidulidae.
AUGGACAAAGAGGAAUAUGUUUUUAAAAAAGGAGGCAAUUUAGAUAUUUACUGUUAUGGAACUUUAAGCAUUCACUGGAAAGUCCCAAGGAAAUCAGAUGGCUACACUGAAAUUAACAAAAAAAGUGUACCAGGAAACAACACCUAUUCAUACAUUACUUUACUCGAAAUAAGAAAUAUUUCAUACCUCUAUGUGGGAUCAUACAUGUGCGUUGGUCUAAGUAAAAAUACUUCUAUAUACUUCUAUGUUAAAGGUAAACCAAUAGUAACAAUAGUAACUGAUGACUUCCACUUAAUAAACCAAAAUUCGACAGUGACUUGCACGGGGACAGCAAAUCCUCCACCAAAAAUUGAAUGGUUUUACCAAGCUUGCAAAUCUUGCGACUUCAAACAGAUCAACGAAUCCAGCAACUCAAAUGACACAAAUUACGAGUUUAAUUCCACUGUAACAAUCAAAUCUUCAACACAUGGAUUAUUACAGUGCAAAGCUUCAAAUAGUGAAGGGACGGAUUUUGAGUUGGUUGAGUAUUUAGUUUCAGAUGUUAAAAACGGUUUCGACUUCACGGGCUUAGAAGAUUUCUAUGUAUCGCAAAAUAACGUUUACCUUGCUAUAGACCAAAAAAUGUCCUUAAUGUGUGGGGCAUCUGUAUUAGAAUUUUAUGAACCGGAAUGGUAUGUCAACAAGACUCUGGUUAAAAAGAGUUUUGGUAAAUUUGUUCUGGAUACAGCUAGAACCAAUUAUAGCAGAAAAAGUUUUCUUCUAAAAGAAAAAGCUGAAUAUACAGAUAGUGGAUAUUAUGAGUGCAAGGUUCCAAGAAAGUACAGCCAACAUGGAAAUAUUCACUAUGGUUUAUCUGUUAUGGAUAAAUCGCCAUUACAGGUAGUUCUGAAUCAAAAAACAAAUGUCAAGUUAAAUAGAACACACCCUAUUACCUUGACUUGCGAUGUCUUUGGUUUGCCAAAACCCAAAGCAGUUUGGCUCAAGGACGGACAAGAGAUAAAAUCCUCAAAGAAAGUGUAUUUUAAUGGAGUGCCUUAUGUAAGAUUAAACAUAAACGUUCUUGAAGAAGGUACUUAUGAAUGCUUAGGAAUUUUGAAUGGCACCAUUUCAAAGCAAAUAUAUGUGGAGUCUGAAACAACAUCAUCAAAGUUGUUGUUCAAAUGCCUUGGAGUAUUUUUAGCACUCUUGGUUUUCGUUCUGGCUAUUAUUGCUUUAAAAAUUUUCAAUUUAAAACAGAAACUAGAAUACGAAAUGAAACAAGCAGGUUUAGAUAACUUCAAAUGCGGCGCCAUAAAAAAUCUAAACCCGAAACUGGCAAUUGACAAACAAGCGGACUUGCUGCCAUAUGAUGACAAAUUCGAAUUCCCUAAAAAAAAAUUGAUUAUCGGCGAACAGCUCGGUUCAGGGGCAUUUGGUGUUGUAAUGAAAGCAGUGGCGAGGAAUAUUUUGAACCACGAAGACAUGACUGUUGUGGCUGUAAAAAUGGUGAAGAAAGACGCUGAUCCGGCGCUAAUUAAGGCAUUGGCAUCCGAGCUUAAGAUUAUGGUGCACCUUGGAAAGCAUUUGAAUGUUCUUAACUUGCUGGGAGCUUGUACUCGGAACGUUUUUAAAAGAGAACUCAUGGUCAUAGUGGAAUUCUGUCCCUACGGAAACCUAAACAACUAUAUACAAAGACAUCGAAACCACUUUGUUAACCAAAUUAAUCCCACCACGCAAUCAGUAGAUUUUACAAUUGGGGUGGAGGUUCUUGAAAAAGUAUAUUCAGCUUCAAACAGUUCUGCUGUGGAAGAUCCUGGUUCCAGUAAAGGUUCAAAUAAUUAUAACGUACAUUAUACUGCAAGAACUGAAAUGUCUUCUUUAUCCAACAACUGUGAAUUUAAUAAUGAGUUUUACCUAAGCAACAACUGCUGUAUCCAACCUGAUUCCGGAUCAAACUAUAAGGGAGACUACAAAGAAAAUGUAAAACCAAUUUUCACAAAGAAUUUGAUAUGUUGGGCCUUCCAGGUUUCCAGGGGAAUGGAGUAUUUGGCUUCCAGAAAGGUUUUGCAUGGAGAUUUGGCAGCAAGAAACAUUUUGUUGUCUGAGAAUAACAUAGUAAAAAUAUGCGACUUUGGUAUGGCCAAAAGUAUGUAUACCAAUGUAAACUAUCAAAAGAAAGGAGAGGCUUUGCUUCCAUUAAAAUGGAUGGCAAUAGAAUCUAUAAGGGACAGCAUUUUCUCAACUCAAUCAGAUGUUUGGUCUUUUGGUGUAGUUCUGUGGGAAUUUUUCUCGCUAUCCAGAACCCCGUAUCCUGGUAUUUCACCUUGUAAAACCCUUUAUGAUAAAUUAGUCAGUGGUUAUAGAAUGGAAAAACCGGAGUUUGCCCCCAAAGAAAUCUAUAAUAUGAUGAUGGACUGUUGGUUGGAGGAACCACAAAGUCGACCAUCGUUCGAAAUCCUAACUGAACGUUUGGGUGACCUCUUGGAGGACAAAGUUAGAGGGCACUACGUUGAUCUCAACGAUCCUUACCUGAAAAUGAACACCGAAUCAUUGAAAACUCGAAGCGAUUAUUUGGCGAUGGUAAGUCCACCAGAUUUCGGUGUGCUAUCCUCUCCAGUUUCAGACGACUGCCCCGAUCCCUCCGAUUUAGACUCCUUGGAGAAAGUUGGAGACAUAACGAGUACUCUGAAUAACUACGUCAAUAUGAAUCAAAAUUCCUAAUUAUCCUAAUGACAAGUUUUUACAAAGUGAGAAUCUUAGGCAGCACCUGAGGUCAACUUAGUAAAUCAAAAAACUGCUUGUCCGAUUUUGCUUAAACUCUGUAAUAUAAUAAGCUGACAGAAUAUUUUUUUCAUUUAUAAUUGCUUUAUAUUUAUAACAUAAAAUACUAAGAAACACUU